This is a messenger RNA of Parascedosporium putredinis, 939 nucleotides long. NCBI's taxonomy places the organism in Eukaryota, Fungi, Ascomycota, Sordariomycetes, Microascales, Microascaceae. The record is from the annotation of a GenBank genome assembly.
AUGUCGUCCAAACCUGCUACUAUCCCCCAAAAUGACAAUGUGGCUCAUGCCCUCGCCGGCGCCGGCGGCGGUAUCUUGUCCAUGGCCUUGACGUACCCGCUCAUCACCCUCUCCACCCGCGCUCAGGUCGAGUCCAAGCGCGCCGAGUCCAAGUUCUCCGAAGCCGUCCAGCGCAUCAUUGCCCGCGAGGGCGUGGCCGGCCUCUACGCCGGCAUGGACUCGGCCCUCUUCGGCAUCAGCGUCACCAACUUUGUCUACUACUACUGGUACGAGUGGACCCGCGCCUUCUUCGAGAACGCCGCCACCAAGGCCGGUCGCGCCACCAAGAAGCUCACCACCGUGGAGUCCAUGAUCGCGGGCGCCCUCGCCGGCUCGGCCACCGUGAUCAUCACCAACCCCAUCUGGGUCAUCAACACCCGCAUGACCACUCGCAAGAGCAAGGCCGCCGACGAGGAGUCGGGUGAGAAGGCCGUCGAGAAGCCCCGAGGCACCAUCGGUACCCUUCUCGCCCUCAUCAAGGAGGAGGGUCCCCAGGCCCUCUUCUCCGGCGUCGUGCCCGCCCUGGUGCUCGUCAUCAACCCCAUCCUCCAGUACACUCUUUUCGAGCAGGCCAAGAAUACUCUCGAGAAGAAGCGUAGGAUCACCCCUACCAUGGCCUUCUUCCUAGGCGCCCUCGGCAAGCUCUUUGCCACCUCCAUCACCUACCCUUACAUCACCGUUAAGAGCCAGAUGCAUGUCGCUGGUAACGGCAAGAAGGAGGGCGUGAUCCAGGCCAUCCGCCGUGUCAUCAAGGAGGAGGGCUAUGGCGGCCUCUACAAGGGCAUUGGCCCCAAGGUCACUCAGAGUGUCCUCACUGCCGCCUUCCUCUUCGCCUUUAAGGAUGCCCUUUACACCCAAACCGUAAGGCUCCGAUUGGCCGCCGCCAAGAAGGCCGCUUAA